AUGAGUGAUGUUGUGGAGAAAACUCUCACCGCUCUGCCCGCUUUGCUGGCGCUGGACUCUCAGCCCGGAGCCGGAAAACUCUCCUCCACCUCCAGGCUGAGACACUUAAUCAGAAGCAUCACUGAACUCACCUCCAAACAUGAAGAGGAGAAACUCAUUAAAAAAGAGCUCGCUGCUAUCAAAGAUCAGGUGUCAUCACCUAAUACCACGAUGAGGCAGAUGAGGGAGCUCAUGGUAAGAGCCAUGUACUGCGAGAUGCUUGGAUAUGAAGCUGAUUUUGUCUACAUUCAUGCCAUUAAACUGGCUCAGCAAGGCACAGUACUGGAGAAGAGAGUGGGUUACCUUGCUGUGUCUCUGUUUCUUAACGAGAAUCAUGAACUGCUUUUGCUGCUGGUUAAUACAGUAUUAAAGGAUCUUCAAAGCACCAAUCUCAUUGAGGUUUGCAUGGCUCUGACAGUUGUUAGUCAGAUAUUUCCCAAAGACAUGAUACCAGCUAUUUUGCCACUGGUUGAGGAGAAGCUGUCACAUCCAAAGGAAAUUAUAAGGCGGAAAGCAGUGCUUGCUUUGUACAAGUUCUAUCUGAUCGCUCCUAAUCAAGUUCAGCAUAUUCAUGGCAAAUUCCGGAAAGCCUUGUGUGACAAAGACCCUGGAGUCAUGAUGUCAUCCCUGCACAUCUACCUACAGAUGAUAAAGGAGAACCCUGCUAGCUACAAGGAUCUGACAGGCAGCUUUGUGACCAUCCUGAGGCAGGUGGUUGGGGGAAAGUUGCCAUUAGACUUUAACUACCAUAGUGUCCCAGCUCCAUGGCUGCAGAUCCAGCUGCUCCGCAUCCUGUCACUGCUCGGGAGAGAAGACCAGAGCAUGAGCGAGCUGAUGUAUGAUGUCUUGGAUGAAUCCCUGCGCAGAGCAGAAAUGAACCACAAUAUUACUUAUGCUAUUCUGUACGAGUGUGUCAAGGCUAUCUAUACAAUACACCCCAAAGCUGAGCUGCUGGAAAAAGCAGCUCGAUGCAUUGGAAAUUUUGUGCUGUCUCCAAAAAUCAAUCUUAAAUACCUGGGUUUAAAAGCUCUGACAUAUGUAGUUCAGCAUGAUGCCAACCUCGCUCUGCAGCACCAGAUGACUAUUAUAGAAUGUUUGGACCACUCAGAUCUCAUCAUAAAGAGAGAGACCCUAGAGCUGCUCUUCAGGAUCACCAAUGCUCAGAAUGUCACUAUAAUUGUGGAGAAAAUGUUAGGGUUCCUGCGCCUCUGUAACGAUGACUACACCAUCAUUGAUCUUGUGGGAAAAGUGGCUGAGCUGGCUGAGAAGUAUGCCCCAGACAACGAGUGGUUCAUUCAGACAAUGAAUGUGGUUUUCUCUCUUGGUGGUGACCUCAUGCAGCCAGACCUUCCCAGCAACUUCCUCAGACUGUUUGCAGAUGGCUCAGAGAGUGAGGAGCAAGACAGGCAGCUGAAGCUGUAUGCAGUGGACUCAUAUCUGGCCGUGUUAAAGGGUGACUGCUCUCAUCUGCCCCAGCGCUUCCUACAGGUCAUCAGCUGGGUCCUGGGAGAAUACUCCUGCUUGAAGGAGGAUGUGGACCAGCAGGAGGUCAUCAGGCUGCUGAAGAAGCUGCUGGAGCAGAGGGGAGUGAGCUCAGAAACAAGAAGCUGGGCGCUAUCUGCUCUUACCAAACUAUGUAAAGGCCCAGGGUAUGCAGAGCUGGCACUGGAGCUGGCUGAGAGCCUGUCCUCCUCCUUGGACACAGUGCUCCGGCAGCAAGCCCACGAGCUGUGCCUCCUCAGCCAGGACUCACAGCUCCACGCUAGAGUAUUGCCCCAUCCUGCUCCAUCGGACAAUCUAGAGGUGGACUCCUCUCUCUCCUUCCUGGAUGGUUUUGUAUCUGAUGCUCUAGCUGCAGGAGCUGCCCCGUAUAAACCACCACACCAGAGACAGGAGGAGCUGAGUCAGCAGAGAGCCCUGAGUUUGGAGCCAUAUGGACUGUCUCUGCCAGUCACUAUGUCAUCCUGCACUCUUACAGACCGACAGUCUCCCACUUUCCUCUCUAUGAGCUCUGACCUCUCCGGCAACAGCACUGAACUGUCCCACAGAACAGGUGCUAACACACUCAUGUUGGAGGGUGUGAAGAGAGUGUGGGGAAAGGAUGGGUACAUACCUCAGAAAGAGCCUUCAUUAACACCAGCUGCAGUGGACGAGCCCAGUGAUGUAGUUCAAUCUCCCGACCAGCAAGGGGCAGCAGAAACCUCCCUCCCAGAGCCUGAGCCAGAGCCACCACAGCUGGACCAGGAGAAGCAGCAGCUGGCUUCAUCACUGUUUGUUGGACUGGGCUCUCAGAACUCUAUGUCUUUAUUGGGGAAAACCGAGGUUGCAGUGCCACGAUUCAGAAGGAAGGCCCGCCAACAUGAGUCGGCAUCAACAUCAGGCACGAGCGAGAGUUCCUCUAACUCCUCCCAUUCCUCUCGCAGCACGACAGACAGCUUUUUGUAUGGUGGCCUGUUAGAAGAGGAGCCAGCUACACCCAUACAAAACUCAUACCACACCCUAAAGCCCACCAUAGCUAAUGGCAGCCAUGAUGCUAGGCAACACAGCCAGAUGGUCAGUAGCACGAGUGAAAAUGAGGGUGCUGCCACUGUCAGUGCAAAAGAGGACAAACAGGCAAACUCAUCUCAAAUCUUAGGAAGUGAUAUGGUUAUAGUGAGACCCAGCAAACUAGCAGAAGAAUCCAUAGUAUCACAGAGAAACUGUAGCAAAUCACUUCCGGUCGCCUUCCCCCACAGUUCUGACUCUAUGGUUCUGCAGUUACCCUCCGAGCUACAAGAACUGCCUCACUCGGAUGUUGUCAGCUUGACCUCUGACCCCCACCUGUCUGUCUCCUGCUGCCGUGUCUUCAGAGAAGAUGCUCUGUUACUUGUUCUCCUCCUUUUCAACCCCACAGAGACGGCGCUCCGAGAUGUAGCAGUCGAACUGAGCUGUGAGGAGCUGGAGACGGCAAGUCUAAGAGGAAAUGUCAUGGAGUGUUUAGAAGGCAGGAAGUCAUCGGUGUGUCGCUACACACUGCUGAUGGAGAGACCACACACUCAGGUGGCCUUCACUGGAUCAGUCUCGUACCAAACACAACCUGGACACACCCAUAUCCUGCCCUUUUCUGGCAAGCUCUCCACUGCUGACUUUAUCAGGCCCCUGAUGCUAAACACAGAGGAGUAUGGGAAACUGUGGUUGUCCAUCUCUAAUGAUGUGAAGCAGAACCUGAAACUGCUGACAGGUGGUGGAGAUCCUCUCAGAGCCACCCUCAAUGCUCUGAAGGACAGCCUCCAGCUGCAUAUAGUUGACAUCAUUGGGUCAGAGGGUAUUGUGGCCUGUCAUCUGCUCCGUGGCGGCCCCUGCCUGAUGCACUGCCGUGUGCAUGGUGCCUCACUGGCUGUAUGGCUGCGUUCUCCUCUGCCUUCUCUCCCUGACUGCCUUCUGUACCACUGCCAGAGAGCUUUGCAGGAGCACUGAGCUUCUGGUGGACCAUCUGCUGCAAUGUCUUACAGCAUCUUCCUUCUGCCAAGGAUAUGUACUCACAGUGACUGUGCUGAAGUGAAGUGAGGAACCUGUCAGUGUGGGUAAAGCAGGCUGUGGAAUCUUCCUUGAAAUAAUGUCUGACUGUAAAGCAAUACGUGUACCCUCUCUAAUGCACUGCUUUAUUAUCUGAAUAAUUUUUUUCUAGUUAAGCUCAAUUGCAGGGCUACAGUGUUGAUACAUUACAGAUGUUCAGAAUAUAUAUUUAUUGAUUUUAAUGGUUUGCUUUUUCUGUUUUUCCUUUCCUCCCCUUCAGUUAAUCUCUUUUUCAAAUAAUUUCAUUGUGUUUUGACUGUCAUGGAUAUGGCAAACUGAGUUUACCAGUGUUUAUUUUUAUACUGUUUUAUUUUCAGCAGUAUGUGUUGAAAGGCUGCCUCUUCUUUCAAAGCUGCUGAGAAGAGAUACUUAAUAGAACCCUAAAAGCAAAGACAAACCUUAAGACAGAUGUUACUGCUGUAUAAGCGCCAUAAAACAAAACAGUAGAUUUCUUACUGUGGAAUAGUACAAUGGGGCUAUUAUAAAAUACAUCAGUAUAGUGUGAAUGUAAACCUGUUUAGUAUAUUAUGAUAUGUUACAAUAAUCCAUCAUGGAGUUCACUGUA
This is a messenger RNA of Pygocentrus nattereri (red-bellied piranha), 4159 nucleotides long. It is a transcript of the gene ap4e1, whose product is annotated as adaptor related protein complex 4 subunit epsilon 1. NCBI's taxonomy places the organism in Eukaryota, Metazoa, Chordata, Actinopteri, Characiformes, Serrasalmidae. The coding region runs from base 1 to 3495 and encodes 1164 amino acids. Gene Ontology annotation, biological process: receptor-mediated endocytosis; intracellular protein transport. Gene Ontology annotation, cellular component: membrane coat; AP-4 adaptor complex. The transcript is spliced from 21 exons. The record is from RefSeq and is a predicted model, not a curated record. Gene Ontology annotation, molecular function: cargo adaptor activity.